AUCUGUCUCUCCCGAGCUCUCCAUGGCUGUGGCUGCUCUGGCUCUGAACCAGCAAUUUCUCUGCUUCACAACCUCAAAAACAAGAACACUUCCAUGGCUUCCCAUAAGAACUUCUUCCACAAUUACCCACUUCAAAAUCCAAAAGAACAAGUCCCGUCUCUUGUUUAUCUCUUGCUCUUCUUCUACUUCUCAGUCUCCUGAAGCCAAGACAGAGACUGCCGAGUCUUGUGUCAACUUGGGUCUCCAGCUUUUCUCCAAAGGACGGGUUAAAGAUGCAUUAGUACAGUUUGAAACAGCGCUUAACUUAGACCCUAACCCAAUGGAGGCUCAAGCUGCUCUGUAUAACAAAGCUUGUUGUUAUGCAUACAGAGGGGAAGGAAAGAAAGCUGCUGAAUGUCUUCGUACUGCCUUGAGAGAUUACAACCUCAAAUUUGGUACAAUUCUGAAUGACCCCGACUUGGCCUCUAUUAGAGCUUCGCCUGAAUUCAAGGAGUUGCAAGAAGAGGCUAUACUCGGUGGGGAAGAUAUAGGCUCCAGUUUUCGAAGAGAUCUUAAACUCAUUAGUGAAGUCCAAGCUCCAUUUCGUGGAGUUAGGAGAUUCUUUUCUGUGGCAUUCUCAGUGGCUGCAGGAAUUUCACUGUUUUUCACUAUCCCUAGACUAUUUCGUGCAAUACAAGGCAGUGAUGGUGCUCCUGAUCUCUGGGAAACUGCAGGAAACGUUGCCAUUAAUGUUGGAGGUAUUAUUGUUCUAGUGGCUUUAUUUCUAUGGGAUAACAAGAAAGAAGAGGAACAACUUGCCCAAAUAACUCGUGAUGAAACUCUAUCAAGGUUGCCUUUGCGCCUUUCCACUAAUCGGGUUGUUGAACUCGUCCAGCUACGGGACACUGUUAGGCCUGUUAUUUUAGCAGGGAAAAAGGAGACUGUUUCUUUAGCAAUGAAGAAGGCAGAGAGGUUCCGGACUGAACUCCUUAGACGCGGUGUUCUUUUAGUUCCCGUCAUUUGGUGUGAAGGUAAGGAGCCACAAAUAGAGAAGAAAGGCUUUGGGGCACCUCAAAAGGCAGCAGCUUCUCUUCCCUCCAUUGGGGAAGAGUUUGCGAAACGGGCUCAGUCUAUAACUGCCAAAUCGAAGCUGAAAGCUGAAAUUCGAUUCAAGGCUGAGGUUGUAUCACCAGCAGAAUGGGAAAGGUGGAUAAAGGAUCAACAGAAAUCCGAAGGAGUCACUCCUGGUGAGGAUGUCUACAUAAUACUGCGGUUAGAUGGGCGGGUACGAAGAUCAGGGAAGGGAAUGCCGGAUUGGCAACAAAUUGUACAGGAGCUUCCAGAAAUGGAAGCAUUGCUAAGCAAGCUAGAAAGAUAAAAACCCUCUUGUGUUUCCCAACAGUUCGACGGUUACAUUUUGCUUCCUGGAAUUUUUAAGAAGAUCUACACACCAACAUGUAAAACAUAUUAUUGUAUAGUUACACUCUUCAUCCAAAUUUUGAUAUAUUGAAGAAAUAAUUAUUGAU
Molecule: messenger RNA, 1505 nt
Organism: Morus notabilis
Lineage: Eukaryota; Viridiplantae; Streptophyta; Magnoliopsida; Rosales; Moraceae
Product: protein LOW PSII ACCUMULATION 1, chloroplastic
Exons: 9
Coding region: 23-1357 (444 amino acids)
Biological process (GO): photosystem II oxygen evolving complex assembly
Cellular component (GO): chloroplast
Molecular function (GO): protein binding
Source: RefSeq, a predicted model, not a curated record